AUGGAAUCUAAAUGUAUCUAUCUAACCUUUACUAAAACUUAUAUAGACACUAACAUUGUAGAGUUGAAACAUGUUUUUAUAACCUUCGAUGAAGUUCAUAUAAAUAAUAGCACUGUGGAGUUAGAAUGUACUAUUGGAACCUUUGAUUGUAUAAAUAAUAGCUUUGUGGACUUAGUACAUAUUUUUAAAACUCAUAUAGAUAGCAGCAUUGUGAAAUCAGAAUGUACCUUUGCAACCUUUGCUAAAGCAUGUGCAACAAUUAAAAGAUAUACUGCACAAACAAACACUGUUAUAAUUUUAGAUAAAAUGACAAGAAAUUCAGAUAAUAGUUGCUAUAGGCAAGCACUUUUUGUAUACAAAAAGCAAGAAAAAUACAAUAAAACAAAUGAUGUAUAUAUAACAAAGUGUACUGGAUGUUCUUUUGCAAUUAGUAUAAAUUAUUGCAAACAUGUUUAA
Molecule: messenger RNA, 456 nt
Organism: Cetraspora pellucida
Lineage: Eukaryota; Fungi; Glomeromycota; Glomeromycetes; Diversisporales; Gigasporaceae
Source: the annotation of a GenBank genome assembly